This is a messenger RNA of Pistacia vera, 2314 nucleotides long. Its product is annotated as glycosyl hydrolase 5 family protein-like. Gene Ontology annotation, molecular function: hydrolase activity, hydrolyzing O-glycosyl compounds. The coding region runs from base 1 to 2061 and encodes 686 amino acids. The record is from RefSeq and is a predicted model, not a curated record. Lineage: Eukaryota; Viridiplantae; Streptophyta; Magnoliopsida; Sapindales; Anacardiaceae. The transcript is spliced from 6 exons.
AUGAGUAGAACUGCUGGUUUCUUUGACAGACCAAUUAUAGAACAAAGUAGGAAAAUGUUAUACUGCUAUAGCAUGGAGCACCCAAGCUUGACAAAGGCUGAAAGAAGGAAGAUAUGUGGGCUGAUGGAUGUCAGAAAACUGACAAUAGAUUCAUCUAUGCACGCGGCGCUGAAUGAACGACUGCCACUCCGAGUUGUGGUGCAAGUUCUCUUUUUUGAGCAGGUUAGAGCUGCUGCAGGGGUUCAUGCCCCUAACAACAAUCCCCGUGAUGCUUCACACUCCACAACAAACACAGAUGAAGAGUGGGAGAAAUCAACAGUGGAAGAUGACCGCAGAUCCCUCAAGAAACAGAUGAGAAAACACAAACAUGGGAGGCUCUUUUCCUUCUCCCUCCUCUCUUUUCUGCCUCUUCUCAUACUCUUCUCCAUCCUAAAUGCUAAACCAGCUAAGGGGUUUCCUCUCUCCACCAACUCGAGAUGGAUCGUGGACGACCAAAGCGGGCAACGAGUGAAGUUAGCAUGCGUGAAUUGGGCGUCACAUCUCGAACCAGUUGUUGCAGAGGGACUUAGCAAGAAGCCGGUGGACGUCAUCUCCAAAGGGAUUUUGGCUAUGGGAUUCAAUUGUGUUAGGUUCACUUGGCCAAUCUAUUUGGCCACCAAUGAUUCCUUGGCCUUUCUCACAGUCAGACAGUCUUUUCAGAAUCUUGGUUUGACUGAAGCCAUUGCCGGUAUUCAGACAAACAACCCCUCUAUCAUUGACCUUCCCCUCAUAGAAGCCUUCCAGGCAGUGGUAUCCAACCUUGGGGACAACAAUGUGAUGGUGAUAUUAGAUAAUCACAUAACAAAGCCAGGUUGGUGCUGCAGUAACACUGAUGGCAAUGGAUUCUUUGGCGACCAGUACUUUGAUCCGCAACUGUGGAUCAAUGGUCUCACCAAAAUGGCUACUCUGUUUAAUGGAGUCACUAAUGUUAUUGGCAUGAGCUUGAGGAAUGAACUCCGAGGCCCCAAACAGAAUGUAAAUGAUUGGUACAGAUAUAUGCAGAGAGGAGCUGAAGCAGUGCAUUCAGCAAACCCAAAUGUUCUUGUUAUUCUCUCCGGCUUAAAUUUUGACAAAGACUUAUCAUUCAUUCGCAACCAACCAGUGAGUCUCACGUUUACUGGGAAGACAGUAUUCGAGGUACACUGGUAUAGUUUUACAGAUGGGCAGGCAUGGGUAAAUGGUAAUCCAAAUCAAGUGUGCGGGCGAGUGGUGAAUAAUAUGAAGGGUUCAUCAGGGUUUUUGUUGGACAAAGGGUGGCCAUUGUUGGUGAGUGAGUGGGGAGUGGAUUUAAGGGGAACCAAUGUGAAUGAUAAUAGGUAUUUGAACUGCAUCUUGGGUGUGCUAACUGAGCUUGACUUGGAUUGGGCAUUGUGGACGCUAGUUGGGAGUUAUUAUUUGAGAGAAGGGGUUGUUGGGUUAAAUGAGUAUUAUGGAGUAUUGAAUUGGAACUGGGGUGAGAUCAGAAAUUCAAGCUUUUUACAGAGAAUAUUAUUUCUUCAAUCUCCAUCUCGAGGACCCGGUUUAUCAGAAAGAUCUUUGCACAAAGUGAUUUUCCAUCCAUUAACAGGUCUCUGUGUCCUCAGAAAAUCAUACUUUGACCCUCUGAGGUUGGGUCCUUGUACCGACACAGAACCAUGGAACUACACACCCCAGAAGAUUUUAUACCUGAAGGGGACAUAUUUCUGCAUACAAUCAAACGGGUUGGGGAAGCCAGCUAAACUUGGCAUAAAAUGCACCAACUCUAAUACAAGAUGGGAAAUCAUAUCAGAUUCUAAGAUGCACCUGUCAUCUCAGGCAAAAGAUGGCACUACUGUUUGCCUGGAUGUAGACUCAAGCAACACCCUGGUUACAAAUACCUGUAAAUGUUUGGGUACAGAUAAAACAUGUGAUCCGGCAAGUCAGUGGUUCAAACUCGUUGACAGCACUAGAAGUUCAACUACAACUAAAUCAUUCUUACAGUUCAACCCGAGUUUGGAUUUACCUGGAAAAGAUUUCCUAUGGAAAUUAUUUGACUCGUUCUGAUGGCAGCUCUAAAUGCAACUAAUAGACAACCAGGACAUGGGAAUUUACAGUUGGAAAUGGCGAAAUGCAGAAUGCCGCCUCUACUAGAAAUCAAUUAAAGAAUUCUGGGUCAACCUCAUUAGUUAAAGAGUAAAUGCAAACCUAUUGUAAUUAAUUAUGUUGGUCAUUGCAUGGGACAUGACUCAUAGUAAAAAAUAAUCACCAUUGUACUUAUAAAUAAGGGUGUUUACAGUAUACAUACAUGAAGUAAAAA